This is a messenger RNA of Dioscorea cayenensis subsp. rotundata (Guinea yam), 3538 nucleotides long. RefSeq names its product receptor-like protein 43. Gene Ontology annotation, molecular function: protein binding. NCBI's taxonomy places the organism in Eukaryota, Viridiplantae, Streptophyta, Magnoliopsida, Dioscoreales, Dioscoreaceae. The transcript has a single exon. The record is from RefSeq and is a predicted model, not a curated record. The coding region runs from base 132 to 3302 and encodes 1056 amino acids.
AACACCGGGGUGGCUCCUCCUCCACCUCCUUCCUCUUUUCCAUUCCAUCCUGCUGCUUCUUCUUCUUCUUCUUCAUUAUACUAGUGCUAUUCUCCUUGUCAAGCUCCUCCUCAUCAGUUAAUGCACUACUCAUGACCUCCCAUUCACAACAAUGCCUGGACCUCCUUAACCUCAAGAAAGGUUUCGACUUAUCUGAUGCACUAACUUCACUCUCUCACUGGUUGCCUGGCACAGACUGCUGCGGGUGGGAAGGAGUCAGCUGCGACGAAGCAUCCGGUCUUGUUGUCUCUCUCGACCUCAGUGAGAGGUAUAUGGGAGGCAACAUCAUGCCCUCCCUUUUCAACCUCACCUCCCUCCAAACACUCAAUCUUGCCUACAAUGAUUUCAACCAGCUGAGUGCUGUCCUGCUUUCGGAUUUGGAAAAAAUGGCUAAUCUCACACAUCUCAACCUUUCUUAUUCCGGAAUAUUUGGCCAAGUCCCCAUGGGCAUCUCUCGCCUCACAAAACUCAUAUCUUUGGACCUCUCCUCUGACAUAUAUCCUUUUAAACUGGAGAAGCCUGAUCUUGGUACUCUCAUCAGAAACCUUUCUAAUCUAAAAGAGCUCUAUUUGGAUUAUGUCAAUGUUUCUUCUAGCAGGACGGAGUGGUGCCAAGCCAUCUCUCACUCCGCUCCUGGACUUGAAGCUCUCAGUUUGAUUCAUUGUUCACUCUCAGGGCCAAUUGACAGUUCUUUCUCCAAGCUCCGGAAUUUAUCAAUACUUCGUCUCAAUAGUAACAAUCUUUUGUCCCAAGUGCCUGAUUUCUUUGCAAAUUUUUCCUCUUUAACUGAGCUUAGUCUCAGUUCGUGUAGGCUCAAAGGUUUGUUUCCAAGAAGUAUGUUUGAACUCUUGAACUUGAAGACACUUGAUCUUUCAUUUAAUCCGAUGCUAGCAGGAUUUCUCCCAGAAUUCUUAUUAAAUAGCUCUUUAGAGGCAUUGACUAUUUCUAAUACGAACUUCUCUGGGAGUUUGCCAAAUUCUUUAAGAAACUUGAAGUCUUUGACAUCUUUGUAUCUUGAUGGUUGUAAUUUCUCAGGGCCAAUACCUUUGUCAAUUUGGAAUCUCAGUCAAUUGACUGAUUUAGACCUCUCCUAUAAUCACUUCUCUGGGGAAUUACCACCAAUGCCUGCUAGUUCAAAGAUUUCAACCCUUCUUCUUUCUUAUAAUAAUUUCACUGGAUUGAUCUCCAAUACUUUUGACUCUGCACAGCAGCUUGUGUCACUUCAUCUAGAUGGCAACUCACUCACUGGAUCUAUCCCGGUGUCCUUGUUCACACUUCCAAUAUUGGAGGAGUUGAUUCUAUCUAAUAACAACCUCUCUGGUCAACUGCAAGAGUUCACAAACGCCUCUUCUACAUUACAAUUUGUUGAUCUAGGGGGCAAUAAUCUCCAAGGGAAGCUCCCAAAAUCACUUGUCCAUCUCUCUGCUCUCGUGUCACUUUAUUUAAGUUCAAACAACUUUGAUGACUCUGUACUAGAAUUAGAGUUGUUUGGUCACCUUCCAAGUCUCGAAUCUUUGGAUCUUUCAGGCAUUAACUUGUUGAUCUCUAACCAAAUUGCAGACUCUUCUCGUCUAUUUCCAUCUCUCAAUGGGUUGAACUUGAAAUCUUGCAACCUGACAGCCAUCCCGUCUUUCUUGAAGCAUAAAAAAAAUAUGAACUACCUAUACCUUUCAAACAACAGAAUUAAUGGGAGUAUACCCAAGUGGAUAUGGGGCAUUGGGAGUUUCAGCUGGACUAUGGAUUUAUCUUUCAACUCAUUCACAGAUAUUGAGAUGCCUUUCUUGAUGCAUUCAAGUAAUGUUUAUUCUCUAGACCUUUCAAGCAACAGAAUUGGUGGCACCCUACCAAGUUGGAUCUGGAGCUCUACUCUUUAUUACCUGAAUUUAUCAUGUAAUUCAUUGACAGGCGUUGAGAGGUCCUUUUCCAUUCCUCCCACUAAUGUUGUUUAUAUUGAUCUCCACUCUAACUUGCUUCAAGGACCAAUUCCACUCCCUCCACCAACCAGUGUCAUUGUGGACUACUCAAACAACCUCUUCACUUCUUCCAUCCCUUUUAACAUAUCAUACUACCUGAACAAAACUAGAUUCUUCUCAUUGUCAAAUAAUAGUCUCACAGGAGAAGUCCCCUCAUCAAUUUGUAGUGCAACAAAACUCUAUCUUUUUGAUAUCUCUCACAACAAUUUGAGUGGUUUGAUACCAGCUUGCCUAUUGGAAAGCCUUGUUGAUUUGAGAGUGUUGAAUGCUCGGGAGAACAGUUUUCAAGGAAACAUACCUCAAAAGGUCAGCUCAAGAUGUGCUCUACAAACAAUCAAUCUCCAUGGAAACAAGUUGGAAGGGUUGGUACCUAGCUCAUGGGCCAACUGUGCUGAGCUAGAAGUCCUAGACCUUGGUAGGAAUAAGUUGGGAGACUCUUUCCCAUAUUGGUCGAUGAAUCUUCCUGCAUUGAAAGUCCUGGUUCUCAAAGAAAACAGAUUCUUUGGACAUCUGACUGGAAUUUGUGAAGGCAAUCACUUCAUGAUGCUUCAAAUCUUUGACAUCUCUUCAAACCGUUACACUGGUAGCUUCUCAUCGGACUGCUUUAAGAGCAUGAAGGCAAUGAUGGUGCAUCAGGGACCGACGGAGACAAUUGGAUACACGAAUGAUAGUUUGGUGACAUCAAGUUAUCGAGACAUCGUUACGGUCAAUUUGAAAGGGCUUGAGAUCGAACUAGUAAAGAUCUUGACUACCUUCACUUCCAUUGAUUUGUCAAAUAACCGAUUUGUGGGAAAUAUUCCUCAAGUUCUUGGUGAUCUUAAGUCCCUCCAUGCUUUGAACAUGUCACUCAAUGCUUUCACUGGUGAAAUUCCACAGGCGCUUGGAGAUAUGAUUGAGCUGGAGGCAUUAGACCUCUCGGGAAACCAAUUAUCAGGAGUGAUUCCGAGUUCUCUGACCUCCCUGUAUUUCUUGGCUUUCUUGAAUCUGUCAAACAACAAUUUGGUGGGCAGAAUACCACAAAGCAACCAGUUCUCCACAUUCUUGAAUUCAUCAUUUGAAGGGAAUCCAGGUCUGUGUGGGAACCCAUUAUCAAGGGAUUGCAUUAAUUCAACUAGCGUGGAGCCAUCAUCAAAUUCUACGAAUGCACCCACAGAGUUUGAUGUGGACAAGAUUUGGUUCUGGAUGUUCACAGGAUUGGGUUAUGGAGUUGGAUUUGCAUCGGUCAUUAUCUAUCAAUUGUUCUUUCCCAAGUGGAAAAUGUGGUACAAGAGGAGGUUCAUGAACAGAUAAAGACCUGCAUUUCUAAAACAAGAGGGCAUUCCUUCUUCUGCAAUCAAAGAAACUAUUUCAAAGGCCAAGGUAUGCCUUCAUCUCCGGUUACCAUACUCUUAAUUAGUAUGUAUUCAAUCAGAUAUUUGUUGAAUAGCAUGUGUGCAAUAUUGUCAUUUCCUCCUUGUCUUGCUGGUCCUCCGGCAACUCCAAUUGUAAUAUGAGUUUUCUGCCAAGAGAUCAUCACUUUGUGUUUU